CAUUUGCAAAAACAUCUUCAUAUUAUCCAAUAAAAACAAAAACCCUAAAAAAAACAGUACUUGUGAACAUUAUAUUGCAUCGUUCGCAUGGCGAGAAACACAGUAGUAAUAAAUGUUGUUGUUAGUGUUAUUGUCUGUGUAGUUGUAGUGUUUUGUCCGGGCAGUGUUACCUCAGACGACACGGUUCCUAUUCCUCAACAAAAGUCUGCGGUAGAGGGUUGGUUCAAAGCCAACGUUCAACCCCUUCCAGGCAGAAAGGGUUUGGACCCUGCCCUCACAACGGCGGAGGCCGCCCCAGUGCACAUUGGGGUCGGAAAAGGAGGCAAAUUCAAAACCAUUCAAGAAGCCGUCAACUCCAUUCCUGCUAAAAACACAAAGCGUUAUAUCAUUAACAUAGCAGGUGGGAUUUAUAAGGAGAGAGUGAAGAUCGACUACGGUAACCAUUUCAUCACCUUAUAUGGUGAUCCUAAGGAUAGGCCAACUAUAGAUGCUGCUGCUACGGCUGCUCAAGUUGGUACCGUAAACAGUGCCACUUUGCAUGUUUUGUCGGAUUACUUUAUGGCCGUUAAUAUUAACGUUAAGAACUCAGCUCCCAGGCCCAGUGGUAAACCGAAUCAGCAAGCUGUGGCUCUGACCAUAGCCGGUGACAAGGCUGCAUUCUAUAACUGUAAAUUUUAUGGAUUCCAAGACACCCUUUGUGAUAAUAUUAACAAACAUUUCUAUAAGGAUUGUUACAUUGAAGGCACGGUAGAUUUCUUCUUUGGCGGUGCCAAGAGUAUCAUUUUGAACACAGAACUGCAUGUUAUCCCAGGUGGGAUGGCGUUUAUUACGGCACACGCUCGGAAAAGUGCAAAAGAAGACACAGGAUACUCUUUCGUACAAUGCCGAGUUACCGGGGAUGCCAAAUCUAGGAUUGCAGUACUAGGAAGAUCAUGGUAUCCUUUUGCUAAGGUCGUAUUUAUCUAUUCUGAUAUUUGUGGUGCCAUUAGACCGGAGGGAUGGUUUGGGGUGCACAACAGUCUUACCGAUGGAGAGACGACAUACUUUGGAGAGUACAAGAAUACAGGGGCAGGAUCUGACAUGGCUAAACGUCCCAAGUUCGUUAAGAGGCUGACAGAUGCAGAAGCGAAGCCAUUCAUCACCCUGGCUUUCAUCGAGGCUUCCAAGUGGUUGCUUCCCCCAAUCACCAAAGCUGUUCAAGUCAAUUCAACCCAAUUCAUAUCAAGGUUAAAUUAAAAGAAAACAACCUGCGAACUCAAGCCUAGCAUAUAUACUUUACGAUGAUCAAUACAUAUAUAUAUAUAUAGAGAGAGAGAGAGAGAGAGAGAGAAUAAUGUAUUGUCGACCAAUAAGAAACAAUGCUGCGACGGCGGCAGCCCCAAUUCAAAGCCACUUCGAUCAGUUAAUUAGUUUGUGUGGUCGUUGUUUGUUUGGUGUAGGUGGUUAGGGUUAGUUCUGGGGCUGCGGGUCUUCAUGGCUGCAUGGCUCACUUAUUGAUCAAUCAUCAAUACAUUCUCGUCUUUUUCUCUUUUUCCUUCCA
This is a messenger RNA of Ipomoea nil (Japanese morning glory), 1540 nucleotides long. RefSeq names its product pectinesterase 1-like. Gene Ontology annotation, biological process: cell wall modification. The record is from RefSeq and is a predicted model, not a curated record. Gene Ontology annotation, molecular function: pectinesterase activity. The transcript is spliced from 4 exons. Bases 88 to 1236 code for a protein of 382 amino acids. Lineage: Eukaryota; Viridiplantae; Streptophyta; Magnoliopsida; Solanales; Convolvulaceae.